AUGGAUGAGCAGGAGCAGGCGUUUCAAGCUCCAGCAGAAAAUGUUUGCCAUAUUUUCUUGGCAUCAACCAUUGCGGAGUCCUCUGUCACUUUGCCCAAGGUCCGAGUGGUGAUUGACACAUGCCUUCGCCGACAACUGUCUCCUGACAAAUCACGCCACGGCGUCAACUGCCUUUUGACACAGUGGGUCUCACAUGCUUCAGCAUCUCAACGAUCUGGACGCGCAGGCAGAGUUUAUCCAGGAGUGUCAAUCAGGUUGGUGCCCAGGACAUUCUACACCCAGCACAUGGCACAAUAUGAUGCGCCGGAAAUCGAGCAGGCUCCGCUUGAGAAGCUCUAUCUCAAUGUGAAGCAACUCUCACAAAGAUUGCGGGAGCGCUUGCCUCGUAUUGGCUCACUGCCACCGCGCCGGCUUCUGCAGCUGACGGUACAACCCCCUCCAAUGGAACGGCUGGAGGAAGCUGUCGGCACAUUGGCAGAGCUGGGGGCGCUGACCACAAAGCGAGAUGAAACCGCUCGCAUCACUGUGCUGGGUCGCAUGGCCAUCUCCCUUCCCCUUGAUCUACGCUUGUGCCGUUUAAUCCUUUUUGGCGUACUCUUCGGCUGUGCAGCAGAUGCUGUGGUGAUGGCAACUGCUUUGAGCGGCCAAGAUCCUUUUACAAUGCCCAUGAGCAUUGUUAUCAAGGACCAUCUAAAAUACGCCCGUGCAGUGAUGCGUUCCUUCGACUCCCGCUGGCACUUCGAUGCGGGUGCCCUGAGUGAGCCAAUCAUGCUGCGAAAUCUCUUCAAAGCCUGGCUGAAAGGUCUUGGCCAAGACAAUGAAGCCUUGGGAAAUAAAUUACGCUUCACUAGCGGUUCCAGUCAGCGCCAUGUUUUUGUAAAGCAUGCCCAUGAUUUUGCAAAGAAUCACGCUGUCAUGCCAAAGAGGCUAACGCAACUGGCACUUUCCGUGGUGGACGUGGCGCAAAGGACCUUGGAAUUUCUUGCGCCGAACGAGUCCAACACCAAGGGCUUAGCCAGCCCUUCGCGAGUUCGUUUGGAAGGCUUGCUAAUGUCCAUGGGCAUUCAGCCAGAGAGAAGUGUUGAUCCGAAAGCCAAAGACACAGCAAAAGCCCCCGACAGCGCAGCUUCUCAGGCGAGUCUGAAUCUUGAAGAGCUCUUCAGCGAGGACCUGCUACUACUGAAAACAACAUUGACAGCUGCAUUUACACCGCUAUAUGCGCACGGCAUUCCUCGGUGCAUGGAUUACACUAGCAUUGCCGGACCAGAUGUCAGAGAUAGUGAUAGCGAUGCACCAAAGAAGAACUCUAACCUGGUGGUGAAAGCAGAUGCUCAGUUGGCAAAGGUUCACACUCAAGCCCUGUCGAGACCGGAUGUUGAACCCAAGUCCUUCUUUUGCAUUCCCCAGGUGCCAGAGACUUUGGCUCAGCAACCAGCAACGGAUAGCUGGUCAUUCUCGAUGCGGGACUUGCUGACUGCAAAUGGCGGCAAGUUCAAAAAACUGCAAGUGAGUCAGGGCCAGGCGUUCCUGACUUACGAAAGCAUGAAAGAUGAAGAUGGUGCUAGUGAAGAAAGCGAGGAUGAGGAGAUCCGGCCGCCGGACACCUUGAUUCAGGAUGUCCAUGAGCAUAUGCAGCUACCGCCACUGGAGGAGGACCUCUCCGGAGAUGAGCGACGUCCGAAGCGGCAAGCCUCCAGCAGUGAGUCCACCAAGAGGAAGCGGAGGCGUGAUGCAGAGGAGGCUCAGCAAAGCAGGGAGGCAGCGGCCGUGCCAGAGCCAGAGGUCAGCGAUCCAAGAGAGAGCCAAGGCAUGAGCUUCCAAGCAGCUACGGGCGAGUGGCAAUGGUCAACUGCAGCCGCCAAACGAGACGAGUCAGAUGAGGAGCAAAAUAAGGACGAGGAAAAAGGGUCAGAAGAUGAAAGAGAAAAGGACAGAAGGAAAGAAAAGGAGAGAGAUCGCAGGAAAGAGAAAGAGACCAAAGAGAGAGAGAAGAAAUCAAAGAGAGCAAAGGCAAAGAAGAAGAAGGAGGAGUCAAGCAGUAGCGAGUCUGAAUCUGACUCUUCGGAAAGAAGCCGACGUAAAAAGAAAAAGAAAAAAGAGGCCAAGCGUAGAAAGAAAAGUCGGUCAAGGAAGAAGAAAAAGAGGGAAGGUGCCUGUCUUGAGAUUGAAAGCUCAAGCAGUGGAGAUUUGGAGAUAGUUGCGGAGGAGAUUGUGGCAGAAUCCGGGGCACUCUUGGCGCUGCAAAACGCAACUGCCACUGAGCCCACAGAAGCAACAAUGGAGACCGCCUUUGAGGAAGUGACAGAAGAGCAGCGUGAGAAGCAACGACGUCGCCUUGAACGCUUUCGGGCCAUGCAAGCGCAAGCUGGCUUGGAGGGUGACGAAGAGGAGGGCAAAGCCACGAAGAGAAUGGAACUUAAGGGUGCAGAAGGCGGAGCGUCCGUCCUUGCACAGCUGAAGGCCAAGGCAGAAGAUGCGAAAGAUUUGAAGGAGGACAUAGAGGACGAUCAAAAGUCACCGACUUCUGCCGGAGAGGAGAGCAACAAUGAGGCAGAAGCGGCUGAAGGAUCCAAAGGCACCAAAGCAACUGCAGCAACCACUGAGAAGACGCCUCUGAAGGUGCCAGCUGAGGAAAACAACUCGAAGACGGAACAGUCUAAAGAUGGAGAAGAGGACCCCGCUGAAGAAGAAGAAGAGGGAUCACCAGUGGAUGUCAACGAACCCGACCUUCGCUGGGAGCGCAAAACUGUGCCAAAAGCUCCCAAAGCCACCGAUGGACCAAAACGCGGAGUGCAGUUCGGGGGAAAUCAAAAAGCUGAAGGCCCUGGCUCCGCCUCACCCGAGAGUGACACAGAGCUCUUCCAAGAUGUGAAAAGAAAGGAAGGAGCAGAGUCAGGCACAUUGACUGGUGAGACAAAACAGGAGCAGCCAGACGCUGCCGAAACAGGUGCCGAGUCGCAGGGUAGUGACACCGAGCUGUUCCAAGAUUUGAAAAAAGACAAGGAUGCGAAGGGCGCAAAUGACUCGAAGGAUGAGUUUGCCAACUUCCUCGAUGAAAUCAAGGAGUUAGAUGCCUUAGCUGAGACACCUGGUGCUGAGGUGGAGGCAUUACUUGAAAAUCAGGAGGAGACCAAGCCUGCUCCCGCACAUGAAGGAGUUGGUCUAAAGUUCAAAGAGCCUAAGGAUCCUAAGGCAGAGUGA
This is a messenger RNA of Cladocopium goreaui, 3201 nucleotides long. The record is from the annotation of a GenBank genome assembly. Lineage: Eukaryota; Dinophyceae; Suessiales; Symbiodiniaceae.